This is a messenger RNA of Hepatospora eriocheir, 270 nucleotides long. The record is from the annotation of a GenBank genome assembly. NCBI's taxonomy places the organism in Eukaryota, Fungi, Microsporidia, Hepatosporidae.
AUGAAUUUUAAGCAGAUGUGUGGAAGAGCCGGAAGGAGAGGAUUUGAUACAUUAGGAAAUGUUAUCUUUAUGGGUAUAUCAAAGGGCAGAGUGCAGAAUUUAGUUGCUUCAAUGUUACCACGUCUUCACGGAUCUUACCCUUUCUCAAAUUCUUCAUUAAUAAGUUUUGAUAUUGAAAAAUGUAUUAUUGAAAAUCCUUUAAUUAAUUUAAUUGAUGUAAAUAAUAAUGUUGAUGACUUAAAAGGGAAACUUAGCAAAUUAUCAUUAUAA